CGCCAGUUUGCUUCGCUUCUGUUGCUUUCACAGCCUCGUCGCGCGUGCCGUCGCGGCCACACAUGCUGGGCAAGGAAAGCUGCCUGUUUGGACCUGUCGUGCGAAGCGCUCACUUCAUCUGUCUGGGACCAUCUCCAAUACCCCACCCCCUGCACCAAGACAGCAACAGAAAUAAGACGUUUGCCAGCUUUCUCUCACAAGGAAUCCAGCUUUGUGAACGAACGACAGCCUACACACACGUGUAUACAUACAUAUUUCUUGCUCGAUCUCGUCCGUGCGUAAGGAGGGGGUCUUGUACAGCCACUUCACCCAGCCGCUCAUCGUAAGCGCGAAAGUUCACCACGCAAAGAACUGGUCCCAACAUUCACCAGCCGGGCUAUCCCAAAGGAUGACGUCGCAUCCGGCAGCAGCAGGCAUUCUGGCAACUGUAGAGAAUGCCUUUCAGAGCGGGGUCUUCUCCGAUCUCACCAUCCAGUGCCACGGCCAUGUCUUCAAGGUUCACAAACUCGUCGUCUGUGGCCAAUCUGAGUGGUUCGCAAAGGCAGUGAAGCAGGAUGGAUUCCAGGAAGGCCAGACAAACGUAAUUAAUUUGCCAUUUGACGACCCUCUUGUAGUGAAGGCGCUACUGCAGUACCUAUACACAUUCGACUAUACCGUUCCAGAGGAUCUGGAAGCAUCGAUUGUUUGUAGUCAAGCGCGAACAUUACAAAAGAAGACACCAGCGCGGUCGCAGUCCGGAGACACCGAGCGGCAGGAACAGCACCAUGGCCAAGAUGACUCUGUCGUCGGCCAAACAAGCCCUUCUCUUACGUAUGGAACCGAUACAGACCUGACCGGAGCAGCAGUCGAACCUUCAGCGCUCGGUAUCGGAAGCUACAGGCCCGAAAGUCACGUACAUUAUCUAUGGAGAAUGUACCGUCGCUCUCUACGUCCAAGAAUGGACGCUGAAGAUGAGUUUGGGGAGAAUGUGGAUGACGCCUCGACUGCGAAGAUCGAGGCCUCCAGGGCGGAGUAUGAUGAUCGUGCGUUACUCACCAUGCUUUUCCAUGUCAACGUAUAUGCGUUAGCAGACAGGGUCCAAAACAAACCACUCAAAAUGCUGGCAGAGCAGAGAUUCGAAAAGCUGGCAAAAAAUCAAUGGAAAUCGCCAGACUUCCCAGCCGUAGUUCAGGCCAUAUAUGAUGUUGUGCCUCCAGGUAGGGAGGGGGACUCUCUGCGUAAUAUGAUUGUUAGGUUGGUCGUAUCGCACGCCAAAGAAUUAUUCAGUCUCGACCGCGGCUUUACCGCGAUGCUUCAGGUUACGCCAGACUUUGGGACGGACUUAGCAAGAGCGCUUAGCGGCGCUGGUGUGUCGACGAAGGGACCAGAAGCCAACGUCGACUUGGAGGAACUGUGCUGCAGACAGUGCAUGUUCACAAUGAAAACCAUUUUGAAACCUGCUAUGUCAAUACUUACGUGCCCCUUAUGCAGAUGGCACGGCAAUGUGGAGGUCUGGAGAAAUGGGUCGAAGGAAUAAGGUGUCCUGGAAAAUGGACGGACAGGUCUCCUACCCUGGUGGCGAUUGGGAGCUCCAGACCUUGGAAGACUCGGCUUUAGAUUUAGUAAUGUGAGGGUUCGACGAAUGCGCUCGCUGUGUCGAUCAUGCGUCUUGCGAAAAACACGGGGAAAAACCCGACCAUGCAAGCCUGGAAAAACAGAUCGGGGUCAAAAGCCAUGUGAAAGGGAGGGCUACAUGGGCCGUCCUGAUUAAGUUGGGUUUGUGGCGACACGAAAUGGUUCAUAGCGUAAGGAGCGGUCGUUGAUAAUGAUGGGACAGUUUGAGUUUCUACAGGAUGUCCGAACGGCAAUAUUGCCAUUCUCGACGACGCAUGGAUAUGCGGGAGGACAUACGGUUCGGACCAUGCGUUGGAACAUACCAAUCGCAAACAAUCCUGAUUCCGCGUCGCAAAUCCAAUCAAAACGUAGAAAUGCGUAUACGAGGAUGCUCCCCACACCGUACACGGCGGCUUAAGGUGGAGCAUUCCUCACGUCAAGAUCGGAGGAUCUCCGUUAGUCACGGAUCCUGGACUGAGCUCAUGGCCCAAUCACGUACAGGCCGCAGUUCUGAAACUGUAGUUCAUUUUGUCUUCAGAUCAGGAGAAAAACGCUCUCACGUUCACGCACGUCAGGAUUAGGCUCCGUUGUUGGGGAGAUGAGCGACAAAGUGCCGGCGAAUGUUACUCUGGCCCUUUUUUGGGCCAGUGCAAACGUUAAGCGAUCGUUGACCCGUCGAUCCACACUCUUCUCCGCACACGAGGCGAAUCAUCGACAUCGAGGAACGGCUCCCUGGUUGAGCCACACGCUUCCGGUGGUUUCGUUGCUCGACGGUGAGUGGCAUCCUCACCGUCUUCGUGACGGGUCGAUUAUCUUUUCGAGUCCGUCGGCUCAAGUUCUAUGAUUAGAGCUUAGCUGGUUACAGAAAACGAUUGUGGAAGAAAACUCAAAAAUCACUAGACUUCUCGCCCUGCGCAUGGCCUAACGCCCUCGUUCGAACGGUGCGCAUUGUGUA
Messenger RNA from Verruconis gallopava, 2548 nucleotides. RefSeq lists its product as uncharacterized. Gene Ontology annotation, molecular function: protein binding. NCBI's taxonomy places the organism in Eukaryota, Fungi, Ascomycota, Dothideomycetes, Venturiales, Sympoventuriaceae. The transcript has 3 exons. The coding region runs from base 389 to 1516 and encodes 375 amino acids. The record is from RefSeq and is a predicted model, not a curated record.